Benincasa hispida (wax gourd) is the source of this 1126-nucleotide messenger RNA. RefSeq names its product cyclin-dependent kinase inhibitor 3-like. NCBI's taxonomy places the organism in Eukaryota, Viridiplantae, Streptophyta, Magnoliopsida, Cucurbitales, Cucurbitaceae. Gene Ontology annotation, cellular component: nucleus. Gene Ontology annotation, molecular function: cyclin-dependent protein serine/threonine kinase inhibitor activity. Gene Ontology annotation, biological process: negative regulation of cyclin-dependent protein serine/threonine kinase activity. The record is from RefSeq and is a predicted model, not a curated record.
CAAAUCCCCAACCCUAACCUUUCCCAAUUUCUCCCGCGCUCUCUCUCUCUCGUCUCUUUCCUACAAACUUCCCUCUCUUUUUGCUCUCUCACACAGUCCUCUGUUCCUUCAGAACGGAAGAAAGAAACAGAACCCACGAAACCCUAAACUCUCACCUCUCUCAGUUUCACUCAUUUAUGGGAAAGUACUUCAAGAAAUCCAAGCUUACUGCCGCCAUUGCUCUCAUGGAAGUCUCCCCUCACUCCUCUCCCGGACUUCGUACUAGAGCCGCUAAAACCCUUGCCUUACAGCGCCUCAACAAAUCUGCCCUUGCUUCUUCUUCUUCUUCUUCUUCUUCUUCUUCUUACUUGCAGCUUCGGAGCCGCCGGCUUGAAAAGCCUCCGAUACUCAGGCAGCACCAGAAGGCGAACCCGGAUGGCGAGUGUUGCAGAGGUCGCUUAACUCUUGAAUGUUCCUCGACGGACUCGGAGAAGAGGAAGCUUGGUGUGGGAGAAACACAGAGUGGAAAUGUUUGGGAUGUCGAAGAUGUUUUUAGCGAGAACUGUCUCGAAUUUGGAGGUGAAAAUUGGGGAACUGCAGGAAAAAUGCAUAGCAGUGUGGCUAGGGAUUCAAGCUCCAAUGAAACAUCUCACUCAACAAGGAUGGAGACAAUUUCAAGUUCAACCAAAUCAAGAGUAGAGAUGGAGUUGCUUAAAAGUUUCCCAUCCGCAAAUGAUAUAGAGGAGUUCUUUGCACACGAAGAGCUAUGGCAUCAACGAACAUUUAUUCAGAAGUAUAACUUCGACUUUGCAAGUGAUAUGCCUCUCCAAGGGCGAUACGAAUGGGUGCAAGUGGUUCCUUAAGUAGCUACGAUCUCGAAUACCUCUACAUAGCUCAUUUUGGGAGAACACAGGAUGGGUUGAAGACAGGCAUUGAAGUUUCUGUAGUUACACAAAGUUAGAGCAUCUCAUACUAACCAGCUUUUAUUUAAUACGUCUUUAGUUAGACAUUUGGGGAAAUAGGAAGUACAUAUGUGCUAACGCACAGCAUCUAUCUUUGUAAUAUGUAAUGUUUAUCUCAACCGUUUCUACUGUCCAUAUCUGGUUAGUUUAUCUUGGAAAUUAGUAAAAUAAAUGAAGUUACUUUA